This is a messenger RNA of Elaeis guineensis (African oil palm), 1654 nucleotides long. The record is from RefSeq and is a predicted model, not a curated record. Lineage: Eukaryota; Viridiplantae; Streptophyta; Magnoliopsida; Arecales; Arecaceae.
AGGGAAAGACCCCCUUCCCUUCUUCCCCGCUCGCCAAACCCUAGCCGUUUCCCUUGGGGAAGAAGAUGCUUCGAAACUCUGGUUCCUCCUUGAGGCUGAUUGCCUCCCUCCAAACCCUAAUCCCGUCCUCCAGCCAUCAGCUCCUCCAGCGCUCCCCGGUGAGCGGCACUGCUAAGGGCAAGGCCAAGCUCAAGGCCGGCCAAACACUGAAGCGCUCCACCCUGGGCAGGAAGAAGGCUGCCGGCGGCGAGCCUGCCACUUCCCGUGGAGGCGGCCGCGCCCGCAACGAGGCCAUCGAGCGCCUCAACCGCAUGGUCGACUCCUGCCUCAACGCCCCCGCCCCGGUCCGCCACCUCACCGCCAAGGAGCGCGCCCGCGAGGCCGAGCGCGAGAAGCUCGGCCUUAUCUCCAAGGAGCGCCAGCGAGAGAUCGACCAGGAGAAGGCCCGCGCUAAGGCCGGUGGCGCCGCCCCGGAGGAGGAGCCCGUCAUCAUGGGGACCCCAGGGCUGGAUCUCAUCACCCUUGGCCUCGUCGACAAGGAGUCCAUCCCAAAGUACGAGCUCACGGUGGAGGAUGGCCGCCGGCUCGCCAAGGAGUACAGCCGAGUGCUGAUGCGGAAGCACCGGGCCCGGCAGGCAGCGGAGACGACUCUCCUCCGGCUCAAGAAGGAGGCGAUCGCCGCCCUGCCGGACCACCUCCGGGAGGCGGCAUUGGUCCCGGACCUCACACCCUUCCCGGCGAACCGGUACAUGGCCACGCUCACGCCGCCGAUCGAGGGCUACAUCGAUAAGGUCAGGGAGGCUGCCAAGAAGCACACUGUGAAGGAGAAGCUCCGGUGAAGAAAGCAAUCCUCCUCUUUCUCGAAACAGAAGGAGUUUCUUGAGGUACGUAUUUCCAACAUCGCAGGCUUUAAUGGUGGAAAGUUUCAACUUAAAAUUCUGGAAAGGGAAUCCUAUUAUAUGGAUUUCUCAUACUCUUAUACUGUAUUCUGAGGAACAAAAAAGACUGGAACUUACCUGUAUUCUGAGGAAUUUAGAGGCUUUUUAUGCAUAAAGUGGUGUUUUGGAGUAACCUAUGGUCAGGUUGCAUUGCUCUGAAAAUGUUUUGGGGCAGAUACAGACUUAAUCAUCAAACGUCAUAAAAAUAGAUGCAAAUUGGACUGGGUUUAUGUUUCAGUGAAUGAAGAAACAUAAAGUUUUGAAGACAGAAAAUUUGGAGGGAUGCAAAAUUCGUAUUUGAUUCUUCUGAGAUGUAACAAUCAGUUAAGGUUGAAAAAGAAGGAUGGCUGUAAGUUGAUGCUGUGACUGCUAAGAGGAGAACGUAAAGAAUAUUAAGAAGGCAGAAGAUGACAGUUUCGUGUUCAGAAAAGUGAGACAAAAACAAUGAAGAGGAAGAAGAAAGGGGUAAAAUGAAGAAAAAAACAUGAAUAUGAUAAUAUCAAGCAUAAUCGAGUGAAUGGUUGAAAUGAAGAAACAUGUUGAUGCUGAAUAGAAAAUUGUUUCUUUCAUAAUUCUUGUUUCGCAGACAACAGCUUAAUUGGUUAAUGGAUAUGAAAAAGAUCUGUGGUUUUAUUCAAACUGGGUUUCUUCAUCCUUGCUAAUAUUAUCGACAUAAUUAAUAUUCCCAGGUUCAGUUCAUUUUUAUUAUUUAUUGU